This is a messenger RNA of Parastagonospora nodorum SN15, 456 nucleotides long. RefSeq lists its product as hypothetical. The record is from RefSeq and is a predicted model, not a curated record. The coding region runs from base 1 to 456 and encodes 151 amino acids. The transcript is spliced from 3 exons. Lineage: Eukaryota; Fungi; Ascomycota; Dothideomycetes; Pleosporales; Phaeosphaeriaceae.
AUGAAUUCCGUCCGCUAUAAUCUUGCUGAAGUCAUUGAAUUGGUUGAGCUGCGGGAAAUGAAGCGCGAUAUUGGAACGAUACUGGAUGAUCUCGAGCAAUGGCCGCUCCCUGCACGCGGUAUCGAUCUCCUCCAAUUCUUCAACAUCAUCCAGUCUCAGUCGGAGAAGAUGAACGUGCACGGCAUUGGCUAUCCUGUCGACUAUCCUUAUGACAUUCCCUCGUACCUGCCUGGGUUCUGGAUGCGAAUGCGCGGCUACAUGACUGAAUUUACAAGUCGGAUCCCCCAUCUGAGGCUCCUGUCGAAACCUGAUUCACACCCCUCAAGCGCCAUGGAUGACCUUGAGCACUUACUUCAAAUAACAAUCCCGCCUAUGGAUGACAAAUCGCGCAACCAAAGAGAAGCAGAUUCGCAACCCGAGAUACUUUUCGAAACGAAUAAUGGGUUACGGAGCUAG